Sordaria macrospora k-hell is the source of this 786-nucleotide messenger RNA. RefSeq lists its product as uncharacterized. Gene Ontology annotation, cellular component: Hrd1p ubiquitin ligase ERAD-L complex; endoplasmic reticulum membrane. Gene Ontology annotation, biological process: endoplasmic reticulum unfolded protein response. Gene Ontology annotation, molecular function: ubiquitin-specific protease binding; misfolded protein binding. The record is from RefSeq and is a predicted model, not a curated record. Lineage: Eukaryota; Fungi; Ascomycota; Sordariomycetes; Sordariales; Sordariaceae.
AUGUCGUCUGAAAUCAUGGCGGCCUACUGGCAGGCGCCACCAAUGGCUAGGACAUUGGCGACGGCCAUUCUCGUUAUUUCCAUCACAGGUCACUUCGGACUGUUGCCGAUCGGCUGGCUCUACUUCGAUGAGAGCAGACUCUUCAAACUGCCGCCUGAGAUAUGGCGUUUUGUCACAUCUUUCCUGCUCAGCUCUCCGCAGCUGGGCAUCAUAUUGGAUCCGUACUUUGCCUAUCAGUACUUGAGCCAGCUUGAAACCACAAACCCCAAGUUCCAAAGGAAGGAAGACGUCCUUUGGUAUUUGAUUACCGUUGGUGGUUUCAUCAUUACCGUAAACCGAAUCCUCUUGGGUGGGUAUUUUUUCCUCCAAGGAUUGAUCAUUGCGAUGUGCUACACAGCCGUUCAAGAUGCCCGCGGCGUGAAGUCGAACUUUUUCUUCUUCACGGUGCCCGCGCAGUUGAUCCCAUAUUGCAUGCUCCUCUCGUCGCUGCUCAUGAACCCCAUGGCGAUCCCUCUUCAGGUCACCGGUAUUCUUGCUGCUCAUUGGCACGACUUUGUGACGCGUCUGUGGCCCGAAUUCGGCGGCGGCUCGAGCUUGUUACCUACGCCCGCUUUCCUGUCUCGUUUGGUUGAGACGCCGAGUGUGUUCCAGCGCGAGUAUGGCACAGCCAUCCGUCCAGGUCCUGGCGCUCCGUCUACAGGCAGCACUACAGGUGCGUCCACUGGCUCGGUGCUUCCGGAUUCAUGGAGAACCCGUGGUUCUGGCCAUCGUCUGGGCGGUGAUUGA